AUGGGGGCCAAUGCCACUCCCACUCCCAGCCUAAUUGCACCAAGAACCCAGGAGAUCGAGAGCCCAGGUUACACUCCCUCAAGUGAGGCCCCUCCCCCAUUCAAGACAACAGCCGAAAUGGGCCUCAGGAUGGACGUUGGGAAAGACCAGGAAGAAGACUGCGAUUCCUGCCCAGUUGUGCUGAGGCUCUGGGCUCUCCAGAAGCUACAGCCCAACCUGGGGCAGCUCACAGUCUCCAGUGGAGGGGGAAGCGUCGCGCGACCGGCCUCCGCCUCCUUCUCCCUAACCGCCCCGCCCAUAACUCUGGUGCCUGGGGCCCACAGCCGACUUCGCUUUGGGGCUGCCGCUGCACCCGAUCCCGCGACUUCCGGGUGUCCCCAAGCCCCUCCCGGCGGCGCUGAAGCGCACGUGCACCCCAGCAGGCUGACCCACAGGCCGCCGCCACGCAUGCAAACCCGUGCCUGCACGUACGUGCACGGCCCACAUCUGCACAGACGCCCCUACAAAACUGCGCUCUCCCCUCGCUCGGGCCCCGGGCCCACGUGUGCUAGCCGCGCACCCGGCCCACGGACGGACGCCCGCAUGCCCGCGGGAGGUCCCGGAGCAGUGGACGGUCGGGCCGCAGAGCCGGGCCAGCCACCGCCUCGGGGCGAUCCCUCCAGCCUGGGCUGCGGCCAGAGGGUGAGUCAAGCGGUGGCGAGGAAACCGCAGGGCCGUCCCGUCCCAGAAGGGCGCGUCCAGGGCCCCGCGGCGCCUGAGCGCCCGCCGCCUUUCAGACCCAGCCCCCCAUCGCCCCCUCAUCCCAGCCAGGCAAUCCACGUGAGCCGGACCGCCAGGAGGCCCGAGGGCUCCGCCCGGGCUCCUUCUCGUCAGAUCCACGCCGGACGCCCGCCGGAGCCCCAGAGCGCUACCAGGCCUCGGGAGCCUCGAAGUCCGGGGCAAGUGGAGCAGCGGCGCGACCCCCGCCCCCGGCCCGCCCGCCGAGGGCCCGCGGCUGCCAGAAGCCGCAGCACCUCGGCCCAAGCCCGGCGCGCUCCAUCCCCGGGCCGGCCGGUAGGGGCGCCCUGGGGCAGCGCCACCCGCCCCUUCCCCACGCGCCGCCCGCAAACUCGGCCCAAGUUCCCGCGCCCGCUCCUACCUGCAGGGCGCCAGGCUUCCCGCUGCCGCUACCUCGGGUCGAGGCCGCAUCCUCCAGCGCCGCCUAGGCCGCUGGUCCUGGUCGCGCCUGGCGCUGCGCUGGAGGCCGCAGGGAGCACCAAGCCCGGAGCCACCCUCCUCGCUGCCGUUCGCGCCGCCGCCGGGCGCCGUCUGCGGUCCCGGGCGGGGCGGACUGGGGGCGGGGCGGGGGCGGGGCGGGCCGCGGGGUGGGAGCAGAGCCCGGCCGCGCCUCUGGGAGCCUCAGCUCCCCCGGGCCAGGGGGUUCGGAGGGCCUGCGUGGGGCCAGCUCUCCGGGGACCGGGCCGCGGGCGCUGA
Molecule: messenger RNA, 1473 nt
Organism: Cynocephalus volans (Philippine flying lemur)
Lineage: Eukaryota; Metazoa; Chordata; Mammalia; Dermoptera; Cynocephalidae
Product: basic salivary proline-rich protein 3-like
Exons: 4
Coding region: 1-1473 (490 amino acids)
Source: RefSeq, a predicted model, not a curated record